Molecule: messenger RNA, 2062 nt
Organism: Brassicogethes aeneus
Lineage: Eukaryota; Metazoa; Arthropoda; Insecta; Coleoptera; Nitidulidae
Source: the annotation of a GenBank genome assembly
AUGAAUUUACAAAACUUUACAAAAUUUAUCAAACUGAAGUUUGUUGAUUUCGUUACCAAGCAACCGUCAAGAUUAACCGCCGCUCCUGCCACAUGCAACUCGAGUAUGCCGAAACCACAAUAUGAACAACAAUUUAGAGCUGUGUGGCUAAAGGACCCUGCCCCAAAGCAUUGGCUUUCCAGUGUGGAAAGCACAUCGGGCACCAUGGGAAAAUGCAAAGUUUGCAAUACAAUUUUGGUUAACAGAUAUGCUGAUUUGAAAAGGCAUAUGGACUCAAAAAAACAUAAAUACAAUGAAAAGAUUAUAUUUGGUCCAUCCCAGCCAAAACUUCCACUUAAAAAAAAUUCCGAAAUUCAAGAAGCCAAAGUAGCAGAAGCAAAGUUAGCAUUGUACAUUUGUGCUCAUACAUCAAUUUUGCAAAUUGAUUAUUUGAAUGAUUUAUGUAAAGAUGUUUUCAAAGGAUGUCCAGCUGGAAAUAACCUGCAGAUUCACAGAACAAAAUGUUCAAACAUCAUAAAACAUGUUUUGUCCCCACACUUCCAAAAUGAAUUAAUGGAAGACAUUGGUGAUUCCCCAUAUAGUCUUUUGAUUGACGAGUCAACAGACAUAUCAGUACAGAAAUUUUUGGGAAUUAUAAUCAUAUAUUACAGUAAAAAACAGAAUAACAUAAUUACAUCAUACCUUGACAUGCCUAAGUUAACCGAUUUUAAUGCUGAUGCAAUUGUAAAUGCAAUCAAGCAAGUAUUGCAUAAAUAUCAACUUAAACUAAAACAUUUAUACGGGAUUGGAAGUGACAAUGCUUCGGUCAUGACUGGAGUCAACAAUGGUGUACAUGCAAAAAUACAACGAGAUGUUCCUCAUCUGGUUUUAGUUAGAUAUGUGUGUCAUAGUCUUCAAUCAUCUUCGAGACAAGGGACAUACAAACUUUUGUACGAAACAAUAAAUGAAGGUCAUGAGCCUCUAAAAAUCGUUCAAUCAUGUCAAACAAGAUGGCUAUCCAUUGAAACAGCAGUCAUCAGAAUUUUGGAUCAAUGGCUUGAGUUGAAAACUCACUUUGGCUUGGCUCGCACUCAAGAAAGGUGCUAUACAGCGGAAACUCUAUAUAAUAUGUACUGUAAUGACAUAAACUAUGCUUUGCUAUCGUUCCUAAGAAAUAUAUUAACUGAUGUCCAAAGGGUAAAUAAGUUAUUUCAAACCUACAAACCUACAAAACUUUUUGAUGAUAUGAUCAAACUAAUAGAAUUUUUGGUCAAUAAAGUUACUUUGCCUAACUACAGUAACAUUGAUAUUUUUAAACAAAAAGUAGAGGACUAUAUAGACAGAAGCUGCUAUUUGGGAUUAAAUUUGAAUAUACAGAAGUUGAAAGACAAUAACAAUUUGAGUUUGAAUGAUGAGAAUAUGUUACGUGAGAGAGCUAUUAAAUUUGUGGUUGCCUUAAUCAAUCAAAUUAAAAUGAGACUGCCUAAAAAUCUUGAAAUAUUGAGAAAAGUCUUAAAUGUCAGCGUAGGAAACGCUCUUCGUCAUGAUAAACCAUCUUUAUUAACACUUCUACAAUUUUUCAAAAAAACUGAUCAAGAAAUUGAGCUUAUUGAAAACAGGUGGGCAAGCAUUCACCUACUUAAAUGGAAGGAAAUCAGAGACACUAAACAAUUUUGGUGUGAAGUGAUGAACUUCAAAGAUGCCUCUGGAGAAAAUACUUUUUAUCAACUGGCAAUGUUUGCAAUAUCUCUAUUAGUACUGCCUCACUCAAAUGCAGAAGUUGAGAGACUUUUCAGCCAAUUAAACAUAGUAAAAUGCAAAUUGAGAAAUCGACUAAAGGUUGAUACUGUGACUGCCAUAUUGACCGUUAAGGCUGGACUGAGGUUUAACAAAUGUUGCUUUAAUUUUGAAUUGCCCAAUUCGGUCAUUAAUAAAAUAAAAACCAUUGAAACCUACAAAGUUACUGAUGGCGAUGAUGAAGAAAUUGAUAUCUACAUCUAAAUCAUUUUUAAAUGAUUUAGAUGUAGAUAUCAAACUCUAAUUAGAUAAUAAAUAAUUAUUAUAACUGUUAUUUAAAACCAAU